Messenger RNA from Salvia hispanica, 1593 nucleotides. RefSeq names its product acetyl transferase 1. Lineage: Eukaryota; Viridiplantae; Streptophyta; Magnoliopsida; Lamiales; Lamiaceae. The record is from RefSeq and is a predicted model, not a curated record. Gene Ontology annotation, molecular function: acyltransferase activity, transferring groups other than amino-acyl groups.
CUUCCUUUUAUACCUAUCUUUAUAUAUCAUCGUGUACGACUAGUCUAAUCUAUCUCACUUUGAAGGUAAAAAAAAAUGGAAGAAGCAAAGUGUAGCCGAGUGAAAGUGGAGUCAAUACUAAGUGUGGUGUCCGGUAAGCCGACCGAGCCUGGGAAGGUACACAAGUUGUGUACGCUGGAUCGGGCAAUGGGUUCGCAUACCAUUCAUAUUGUGUUCUACUACGCCUCCAACCCGUUUCUUGUUGGCCCCAUGCCGUCCGACCUAGGCAAUCUCCGGAUCACCCUAUCGGAAUUGUUGGAUGAAUACCCCUAUGUCACGGGUCGCUUGACCUGUGAACCCGAAAAUGGGGAGUGGCUAAUAAAGUUCAAUGACGCUGGGGUCCGGAUGCUCCAGGCCACCGUGGAUGCCACUAUCGAUGAAUGGCUCGGAUCUGUCGAUGGUGUGGACGAGCGAGAUCUCACGGCCUGGGAGGAAAUGCCUAAUGACCCUAGUUUCUGGUCCCCGUUUCGUGUCCAGAUAAAUAAGUUCAAAUGUGGAGGAUUAGCCCUUGGAUUGAGCUGCACUCACAUGCACACCGACAUCACAAGCGCCACAAUGCUGUUCAAGGCAUGGUCGGAGGUCCACCGCCGCCAACCCCCCACCAAUCCCCCUAUCUUCGACCUCCCCGCGCCGCCGCCGCCGCCGCCGACCCCUACACCAUCUCCACCCACCCCCACCACCCCAACCAAAAUGGCCACCGCCACCUUAAAAUUCUCCCCCGCCGCCGUCGACAAAUGCCUCUCCCAAGCCCCCGCCGACUCCACCCCUUUCGACGCCCUCGCUGCCCUCUUCUGGCGCCGUGUCGCGGCACUAUCGCCAACCAAGCGCUCUCUCUCCAUAUGCGUCGACUCCAGAGAUCCAAGCCAGCACGCCUACUUCGGCAACGCCCUCAAAUUCUCGACCCUCACCGUUGAAGCCGACGACCUCCUCAGCGGCGGACUGGGGCAGGUGGCAGGCCUCAUCCACCGCCACGUGGCUGGGAUGAAGAAGGAUGAGUUUCCCUCAGAGAUUAACUCCACUGGGGGAAUGUACGGCAGUGUUGCGCUCACGUGCUUCAACGCGGAGCACUUGGUGGAGGCGCAGAGCGGGCGGGGGAUCAUGUAUGAUGCGGAGUUCAACAAGGGGGAGAGGCCCGUGCAUGUGAGCUACUCCGUGGGGAAAGUGGGCGGGGAAGGGCUGAUUAUGGUGAUGCCCGCGGCCGAGGGCAGGACCGUCACCGUCACCUUGCCGGAGGAGCAGGUGGCGGAGCUUUGCAAGGAUCAGGUGAUACUUGAUUUGGAGCCUACUAUGAUCCUUUGUGGGAGGAGAUGAGCCCUUUGAUUCAGUUUUGAUUUCAUUUCAGCAAUUCAUUAAUUUCUCACUUUUCACUAUAUAUGAGUUAUUGUUUUCUAUUUGAUUGUAUUUUUUUUUCAUUUGAUUUGGUAACCAUGGCCUAAAUCAGAUGCAACGGAUGACUAUUAAUUACUUUUGCUUGUAUUUUUAUCUUCCCAGAGAUUUCACUUCGAGCUGUCCUUGUUUAUUUCCUCUCAAAUAAAUAUAUUGUCUUCUACAGCA